AGAAAAAAAUAUAUUGUUUUAUUUUGUUUAGUUAUGCUUUUGUUAUUGAAAAUGACUCUUUUAUUUCUAUUUCAAUCCUUUUUUAACCAUCAAACAUUAAUUACUUGUAUUAUUUUUUUUAUUACUGUUAAAUUUCUAUAGAAGUAAUUUCUAUCAUAAGUGGUAGGUAACGUGCAAUAUCCAAGCAAGACAAGUCUAGGUAGGAAUUUGUCGCUUCUUUCUUUUUCAUAUCUGCUGUCCCAGUGGUUAUCUGCCACACUACCAUAGUGACCCAGUCCCUCCUGAAGUUUCUCGGCUAUUUCGUUUGUCAAUUUAAAAGGAUCUAUUUUAUUCCUCUGAAAGUCAUAUUUGUUAUGUUAAUGUCAACUGCCUCAACUACGUGAUAAGUUAUAGCCAUUUGGUAUUAGUGACGUGUACGGAUUAUACAAGAAAAAGUAUGCAUAUUAUUAAAUCUAGAUCUAAAAGGUCAUGUCAUGUGUUAGAGAAGGAGAUAAAAAAUAAAAUAGGAAUUUGAGUGUGAUUCCAGACAAAGAUACUUGGGCUUUUUGUUUUACUACAAAGAUUUCUAUAUAAUUGUUGAUACCAACUGAUAUUACUAAGAAGGUUGGUUGGUUGCUCAAGCCUCUCUGUUAUUCUUGUUUCUAACUUCUGAUAAAAUGAUCAACGGUAAGGAUUAUUAGGUCUCCCAUUUCAUGCCAGUGUGAUUGAGUGGGAGUAGGAGCCGAAAGUCCUUUUGUUUUAUUUUUCUUUUGCUUUUGUCUUUUGCCCUGUUUGCUGCCUUCCACGACUAUGAAAUCAUUGAAAUGUAACCGAAACCCCCCUAAAAAUAAAUGUGAUGACCUAGAAUCCUUUACUGCUCCUCAACGUGACAAAUGGGGUUGAGUUCACAAGCUUCUUGAUCAAGGUCAGAGCACAUGAUGUAGAAAGCAAGUUUUUUCAAUUUCUUGGAUGGAUAGGAAAUUUCUGUGAGCUUUACAAACAGUAUUUUAAUUAGCCGACAUCGUUGGCAAUUUGCCACCGAACUGAGUAAAAAAACAUUGUUUCUGUCAUCCUCGAUGUUCACCCCAAUUAAAAGGACAGUGCAUGUUGUGACUACUCCCCAUUGUCAAUCAUGGAUCCCACUUGUUCUACGAAAUUCAAAUUAUCAACGAAGGAGGAAGGUGCCGGGAAGUUGCACUGACGGGACAUGCAAUGCACAGAUCCGUACCUUGGACUGGGUAAACCUUCACAGGAAAUUUCAAGGUAUGUUUCCUUCGUUGAUAGAUGAGCCGAGAACUUUUAUUAUGUUGGAAAACUGUCUGUAAUACAGCCUUUUCCAGCCCGUGGAACACGAUUCUGCAGUCUGCACUCGGAAGCCAUCUUUCGAGCUAUCCUAAUUAUGGCCCGUUGCUGCUCGAUACCAUCACUACUUCUACCAUGAUCAUAAGAGCCCAGAAGCGGUGGCGCAUAGCAAUCUGUUCCAUCCGCUUCAUGGUUACCCUUACUAAAGAGAUCCAGACUGAACAGAACAGUCAUGAUUCUGUGAUUUUGAAGUCUCCCUUUCACACCGCCCUCAAAGUUGAACCAAGCAGCUCCCACCAUGGUGAAAAUGAACAUUUGCCACGCUCCUUUGACCCCAACAUUGAUCAAUUGACUCUCACAGAAAUUGUGAAAGAAAAAGAUUUAACAGCUCUUCUCAGGCUUGGAGGCGUAGGAAAGAUCGCCACUGCUCUCAAUACUGACCCUGAGAAUGGAAUCUAUGGCAAUGAUCAUGAAGUCAGCAUGCGGCAUGAAAUGUUUGGUGCAAACACUUACCGCAAGCCUCCUCCAAAAGGGUUCUUAUUUUUUGUGCUGGAUGCUUUCAAAGACAGCACCAUUCUCAUCCUACUGGUCUGUGCAGCCCUGUCCCUUGGUUUUGGCAUCAAAACACAUGGAGUGCAGGAAGGCUGGUAUGAAGGGGGAAGCAUUUUCGUAGCAGUCUUUCUAGUGGUGGUUGUCUCUGCCCUCAGUAACUUCAGACAGGAGAGGCAAUUUGAUAAAUUAUCAAAAUUAAGCGACAACAUAAAAGUUGAUGUUCUUAGAGAUGCACGUCGCCACAAGAUCUCCAUCUUUGACAUUGUGGUUGGAGAUGUCAUCUUCCUGAAUAUAGGUGAUCAGAUUCCAGCUGACGGAUUGUUUUUAGACGGACAUUCUUUGCUGAUAAAUGAGUCAAGCAUGACAGGUGAGAGUGAUCCUGUUGAAGUAAACUCCACUGAGAACCCAUUCUUGUUCUCCGGUUCUAAGGUGGUGGAUGGGUAUGGUCGAAUGCUGGUUACAUCUGUUGGCAUGAACACUGCAUGGGGAGAAAUGAUGAGCUCAAUAUCUGGUGAUUCCAAUGAAAGGACUCCAUUACAAGCAAGGCUAGACAAAUUAACCUCUUCUAUUGGUAAGAUAGGCCUUGCAGUUGCUUUUUUAGUUCUUGUAGUCUUGUUAAUCCGUUAUUUUACCGGGAAAACACAAGAUAAGAAUGGAAAAAAAGAAUAUAAUGGUAGCCAAACAGAUUUAGAUGAUGUAUUCAAUGCGGUCGUGCGCAUUGUUGCUGCUGCAGUCACCAUUGUGGUAGUGGCAAUUCCUGAAGGUUUGCCAUUGGCUGUCACACUAACACUUGCUUACUCCAUGAAGAGAAUGAUGGCUGAUCAGGCAAUGGUCAGAAAACUUUCUGCCUGCGAAACAAUGGGUUCAGCAACGGUUAUCUGCACGGAUAAAACUGGUACUUUGACAUUGAAUGAGAUGAAAGUGUCCAAGUUUUGGCUUGGUCAAGAUUCCAUUGAAGAAGAUUCUACACUUGUAAGUGCAGAAAAUGUUGUUUCAUUAUUACACCAAGGAGUCGGUUUGAACACAACUGGAACCGUCUACAUACCUGCGUCAGGAUCUGGACCUGAAAUUUCUGGCAGUCCAACUGAGAAAGCAAUUCUCUCUUGGGCGAUUUUGCAAUUGGGUAUGGAUGUGGAAAAGCUGAAGAAAGGGUAUAGAAUUCUUCACGUUGAAACCUUCAACUCUGACAAGAAACGGAGUGGGGUUGCAAUAAGGAAAAGUGUCGAUAACACCAUCCAUGUGCACUGGAAAGGAGCUGCUGAGAUAAUCCUAGCAAUGUGUUCCAGCUAUUGUGAAAGUAGUGGGACUAUGAAGUCCCUAGAUAGAGAUAGGGUUAAGAUCGAGAAAAUAAUCCAAGGCAUGGCAGCUAGUAGCCUCCGAUGUAUUGCUUUCGCUCACAAGGAAAUAUCAGAAGAAGAGAUGGGAUGCCACAAGGACGAAAGCAAGCACCAACUACAAAAAGAAGGCUUAACCUUGCUAGGGAUAGUUGGUCUCAAGGAUCCAUGCCGACCAGGUGUCAAGAAGGCGGUGGAAACUUGCAGACUCGCUGGAGUGGACAUCAAAAUGAUCACAGGAGACAAUGUUUUCACAGCAAAAGCUAUAGCUACAGAAUGCGGUAUACUAGACCCUAAUCACCAAGUAAAUGGUAACGAAGUGGUAAGUGGUGCUGAGUUUCGAAAUUAUACGCACGAAGAGAGAAUGGAGAAAGUCGAAAUGAUCCGUGUGAUGGCAAGGUCAUCCCCAUUUGACAAGCUUCUGAUGGUACAGUGCUUGAAACGAAAAGGCCAUGUGGUUGCAGUCACCGGAGAUGGCACGAAUGAUGCGCCAGCAUUGAAAGAAGCUGAUGUAGGGCUUUCCAUGGGCAUUCAAGGUACCGAAGUGGCAAAGGAGAGCUCGGAUAUUGUUAUCUUGGAUGAUGACUUCACUUCUGUUGCCACGGUUUUACGUUGGGGACGAUGUGUUUAUAAUAACAUCCAGAAGUUCAUCCAGUUUCAAUUGACAGUGAAUGUGGCAGCUCUUGUUAUAAACUUUAUUGCAGCGGUUUCUGCUGGAAAGGUUCCCCUAACAGCAGUCCAGUUGUUGUGGGUAAAUCUCAUCAUGGACACACUAGGAGCUUUGGCUCUUGCUACAGAGCGGCCUACUGAUGAGCUAAUGCAGAGGUCCCCUGUCGGUCGAACAGCGCCUCUAAUUACAAAUAUCAUGUGGAGAAACCUCUUAGCCCAAGCCUUGUUCCAAAUAUCAGUCCUCUUGACUUUCCAGUUCAAGGGUGAGUCUAUAUUCAAUGUUAACGAAGAGGUAAAGGAUACACUUAUUUUCAAUACAUUUGUUCUCUGCCAAGUUUUUAACGAGUUCAAUUCAAGAAGCAUGGAAAAGCAGAAUGUUUUCAAGGGAAUUCAUAAAAACCGUUUAUUUCUUGGAAUUGUGGGAAUUACAAUUAUUCUUCAAGUUGUUAUGGUGGAAUUUCUAAAGAAGUUUGCAAAUACAGUGAGAUUAAAUGGGUUGCAGUGGGGAGUUUGCAUUGGAAUUGCAGCUCUAUCUUGGCCAAUUGGUUGGAUGGUGAAGUUAAUAACUGUUCCAGAUAAACCGUUCCUCAAUUCCGUUAAGAGAGCAGAAGCGAGGAUCAAGAGGAUAUUGCGGUUGUUUAAUCAAAUGGGACCCUCUUCCUGUAGGCUUGGAACUGGAUGUGGGGGAAAGGUGAGGACCUAAAGCACAACAUGCGCAAGUUGCUUCUUUAAGUGGCUUUGUAGAAUUUCAACAUUUUCUAGUUCUUUUCUUCUUUUACGUAGUUGGCAUAAUAUUAGAGUUAUGCUAUACACUUUCAUCCCAUCCUCAUUCCACCGUGUUGGCGUGGUAUUAUCCAUCAAUCAUUAAACCAA
Molecule: messenger RNA, 4709 nt
Organism: Juglans microcarpa x Juglans regia
Lineage: Eukaryota; Viridiplantae; Streptophyta; Magnoliopsida; Fagales; Juglandaceae
Product: calcium-transporting ATPase 12, plasma membrane-type-like
Exons: 4
Coding region: 1264-4539 (1091 amino acids)
Biological process (GO): calcium ion transmembrane transport
Cellular component (GO): intracellular membrane-bounded organelle; membrane
Molecular function (GO): ATP binding; ATP hydrolysis activity; P-type calcium transporter activity
Source: RefSeq, a predicted model, not a curated record